GUGAGCCCAGUACUCAGAGAGAAAGGCUAAGGUCCUGAGGAGGAUGUGGCUGCAGAUCUUACUUUUCCUUGGCAUUGUGGUCUGUAGCUUUUCUGCACCCACUCGCUCACCUGCCCUUGUCACACGGCCUUGGAAGCAUGUAGAUGCCAUUAAAGAAGCCCUGAGCUUCCUGAAUGACACCCCGGUCGUGGAGAAUGAAGGUGUGGAAGUAGAAAUGGUCUCUAAAGAGUUCUCCAUCAAGAGUCCAACGUGUGUGCAGACCCGCCUGAGGUUAUAUCAGAAGGGCCUAAGGGGCAACUUCACCAAACUCACAGGUGCCUUGAACAUGAUGGCCAGCCACUACCAGAAGAAUUGCCCCGAAACCCCGGAAGAUAACUGUGAGACACAAGUCACCGCAUUUGAAGAUUUCAUAGACAGCCUUAAAGACUUUCUGUUUGACAUCCCCUUUGACUGCUGGGAGCCCAACCAGAAAUGAGGUGGCCCAGGCCGGCUCUGGAUCCAGCUUCUCAGAGUGCUGCUGUUACUCCUGCAGAAUGAGCCAGCGAUCAGGAGCUCUGCCUUGAAGGGGCCAAGAGUGGGUCACAGCCACUGCACAGCAGGGGCAGUACUGAGAAGGCUGACCCCCCAACACUGCAGUGGGGGCAAGUGAGGGCUAUUUUCUACUGACAG
Messenger RNA from Phodopus roborovskii (desert hamster), 669 nucleotides. RefSeq names its product colony stimulating factor 2 (gene Csf2). The transcript is spliced from 4 exons. Gene Ontology annotation, cellular component: extracellular region. Gene Ontology annotation, molecular function: granulocyte macrophage colony-stimulating factor receptor binding; cytokine activity; growth factor activity. Gene Ontology annotation, biological process: myeloid cell differentiation; immune response. The coding region runs from base 44 to 475 and encodes 143 amino acids. Lineage: Eukaryota; Metazoa; Chordata; Mammalia; Rodentia; Cricetidae. The record is from RefSeq and is a predicted model, not a curated record.